Molecule: messenger RNA, 2075 nt
Organism: Boeremia exigua
Lineage: Eukaryota; Fungi; Ascomycota; Dothideomycetes; Pleosporales; Didymellaceae
Product: general substrate transporter
Exons: 5
Coding region: 336-1922 (528 amino acids)
Biological process (GO): carbohydrate transport; transmembrane transport
Cellular component (GO): membrane
Molecular function (GO): carbohydrate:proton symporter activity
Source: RefSeq, a predicted model, not a curated record
CCCGACGACCAAGCCGCUCGACGACUUGGUUUCACAGCUAGGCAUGCACUAAUGAGGCUUCGUUGCACCAAUGGAAUUUGGUCCCGUGUGGGAUGAACGGUCAACAUGCAGUUUCGCUGCGGCUUUGAACCUAAUGAUGCACGCGACGAUAUUGGCGACACGGGAGAGUACAUAGUCUCGGAACUCACACCGGCUAACAGUGGUGCAGUUCAGGAAUCCCUUCAUAUAACCGCGAGGGCACUCGCCAUUUGACACCAAGCGCCUCGACUCUUGGUCGGAUCAUUCAUCGACUUCUUCGCACGCUUGGUGCUGCUUGUCGCGCUGAUACCGCCAUCAUGAUCAGAACACCGUAUCUCAACUGGUAUGGAAGGGGUUUCAAGCUCAGAGCCAUGAUCACCGUCGCAUGUCAGAUGGCGUUCGUCCUGUUCGGUUACGAUCAGGGUGUGUUCAGUGGAAUUGUGGGAAAUCCAAACUUCCUCGAUACCUUCAAUCACCCGAGUCCAGCCCUCGAGGGCAUCAUCGUCUCCAUCUACAAUCUGGGAUGCUUCAGCGGUUGUAUCCUUACAUUCAUGUAUGCAGAGACCACUGGCAGGAAGUUGGCAAUGUGGAUCGCCAUGGUCUGGAUCAUUGUUGGCGCUGUCCUCCAAACUUCGGCCUACUCUGUGCCGCACAUCAUGAUCGCACGUUUCCUGACUGGCAUCGGGACAGGUAUCGAGACUUCGACCGUUCCCAUGUACCAGUCCGAGCUCUGCGAGGCGAACAAGCGCGGUCGCCUCGUCGCGUCAGAGCCACUCUUUGUUGGCGUCGGUAUUGUAAUUGCAUACUGGUUCGAUUACGGCAUGUCGUUCGUGCCUGGGUCUAUUGCAUGGCGCUUGCCGAUCGGUUGCCAGAUCAUCUUUGCAGUUAUCGUUAUCGUUCUUGUCUUUGGUCUUCCCGAAUCGCCUCGCUACUUGUAUAAGCACGGUAGACACGAAGAGGCUCUACAGAUUCUCUGCGAUGUGUACGACGGCACGCCCGAGGAUGCAAAGAUUGCAAAGGAGAACCGCGAGGUACUUGAGGCGCUUAAAGUCGAGGAAGAGACGGGCGAAUACAGAUGGUCACAGCUUCUCAAGCGCGAUAAGGUCCAAACUGGUCGUCGCGUGCUCCUCGCUUAUGGGGCCCAAUUCAUGAACCAGAUGGGAGGUAUCAACCUCGUCGUUUAUUACAUCACUUCCGUCCUACAAAUCAACGUCGGUCUUGACCGCAAUCUUUCUCUUCUACUCGGUGGAGUCAUCAACAUGAUGUUCUUCUUCGGCUCCUUAUACCCAACAUUCACACUCGACAAGACUGGGCGCCGCAAACCCAUGAUGUGGGGGUCUUUCGGCUGCGGCUUCAGCAUGCUGAUGAUUGCCGUCCUGCUGUCGUUCCAGGCCCGCGGCCAAGAAGACCCAAUCGCAAAAGCCACAGCCAGCGCGAGUGUAGCUUUCUUCUUCACCUAUAUGCUUUCAUUCGGCGCGACCAUGAACUGUAUCCCAUGGGUCAUAGUGCCUGAGAUUUUGCCCCUGCAUGUCCGCGCCAAAGGCACCGCAAUCGGCAUCUCAGCCAACUGGCUUUGGAAUUUUGUUGUAGUUAUGAUCACGCCAACGCUCCUCAAUUCGCUGGCCUGGAAGGGCUAUCUGAUCUUCAUGUGCUUGAACUUCAGUUUCAUCCCACUGGUGUACUUCUGCUACCCCGAGACGGCUAACCUCACGCUCGAGGAAGUUGACUGGUUGUUCUACGAAGGCGAUGUUGUAAAGAGGUCGAGGAGGGUUGCGAAGUUAGGGUGGGAGUCUGCUGAGGGCGUGCAACCGGAUGGCGGUGUGCUUGAAUCGGGGAGUGUGGGGAGUAGGCAUAGUGAGACUAAGGAAGUUGGGACUGAGAAGAGGGAGCAUGGUAGUUUGUAGGGCACGAUCGUGUGCUAUGUAAUCAAACACCCGUGGAUGGUUCACAUUAAGCCAGCUCUCACGUUGCAGAGUGAACGGCGGACUGAGGAUGUGAGCCAAGUACACCACCACACGAUAGCAAAGUAGGGAACAUUCAAAUGAACACUAUCAAAC